AUGCCUAAGCUAUUCCAAAUUCUAAUCUAUCAGGGCUUAGUUGAGCUUGUCAAGUGUCUUGAAGAUGAUGGCGGAAGUAUAAAUUUUGAGUUUUUUGUAAAGGCCUAUAAGGAGAAAGCAUCACCGAGGGAAUGUUGCCAUUGCUGCAAUCUUGGAAUUACAAUAUCCAAACUAAAUCUUCCUUGCGGCAUACAAGUGAAAUCAAUUGAUCAAAGAUGCCAAUCCAAAUUAACAUUUUGUUGCGGUACUCAUCAUCAGCCGACAACUAAAAAGUACAAGUUGGUCCAACAAGUCACCAAACCUUUUGCAGAAAAUUUUUGCGGAGCUUAUCCAGAGAAACUUUGUUCUCACAUAUGCGAAAAUGUUCCGGGAAGUUUCAAGUGCAGGUGCAGAGAGGGAUUCGAACUACUUAGUGACAACAAAAAUUGCAAACAAAUAGAAAAUUUUUGUGGAGCUUAUCCAGAGAAACUUUGUUCUCACAUAUGCGAAAAUGUUCCGGGAAGUUUUAAAUGCAGGUGCAGAGAGGGAUUCGAACUACUUAGUGACAACAAAAAUUGCAAACAAAUAGGUAUUUGA
Helobdella robusta is the source of this 576-nucleotide messenger RNA. RefSeq lists its product as hypothetical. Gene Ontology annotation, molecular function: calcium ion binding. Bases 1 to 576 code for a protein of 191 amino acids. The transcript is spliced from 5 exons. NCBI's taxonomy places the organism in Eukaryota, Metazoa, Annelida, Clitellata, Rhynchobdellida, Glossiphoniidae. The record is from RefSeq and is a predicted model, not a curated record.